UCCGCUUUGGCUCCUCCCCUUCCAGCCGUCCACGCGCUGUUGUUGUGAUUGACAUCAGUAGUCGGGCUUCAACUUUCGCUAUACGCUCUGUGGUCAAACAACGUGCUUUUUAUACCAUCGAAUAACGAUGUCUGAAAUGCUGAUGACAUCCACGGAGGAAAUACCACUGUGCCCAGUGACAGCGGACGAGCAUCCGGGCGGUGUGCGGAGUUUCUUGUUGGUGGAUGACCAGGAAAACCUCCAGGUCCACGAUGAGUCUGAUUUUGUUGAGAGGCUCAACUGUGGGGAUGUCGGAGAUGUCAAAGUUAUCUCCAUCUUUGGAAACACAGGGGAUGGCAAGUCACACACCCUUAACCACAUCCUGUUCGGUGGUCAAAGUGUGUUUUAUACUUCCAAGUCCCCCAGCUCGUAUACAGUGGGUGUGUGGGCCGCCUAUGACCCUUCCCUUAGCCUGAUUGCCCUGGAUACCGAGGGCUUGUUGGGGGCCGCUGCCAGUCAAAAUCAGAGCAUGCGGCUGCUGCUGAAGAUACUGGCAGUGUCCGAUAUAGUAAUCUAUCGGACGCGAGCAGAGCGCCUGCACAAUGACAUGUUCCAGUUCUUGAGCAGUGCUUCGGGGGCCUAUCUAAAGCACUUCACUCCUGAACUGAAGGCCGUAUCCAGACGCUGCGGGCUGGACGUGCCCCUCUCCCAUCUCGGCCCUGCCAUUAUUGUCUUUCAGGAGACAACGCACACACAGCUCCUGGGUGACGGUUCAAAGGUGGCAGGCCAUGCUGAAACGCUGCUCCAGAGGCGUUUUCAUGAACUGGGCUUAGGGACAGACGCCUUCAGCUCAGUACAAUACGUGGGUACCCAAACAAUUACGCCUCCUACGGAUUACAGCGGACUGCUGGACGCCGUCAUUCAACAAGUGAAGAACACUCACAUACGCUCGGCCCGACAUCCUGGCAUAGUGUUUCAUGCUCUAGAAGCUCUUAGUGAACGUUUCUGUGAUGACCUCUCAGAUGACAAGAUGAAUCUAUACACCUUCUUCCCUGACGAGUACUUCACCUGCUCUGCUGUUUGCCUGAGUUGCAAUAUUCGCUGCAAGAAUGGAAUCAACCAUCUGCGAGACAGGGUUCCCCACAUGGCAGACGGACUGUGCCAGUAUACACAUCAGUACAGCAACAAAGUCCUUAUUUGUAAGCGGUGCUAUGAAAGAGGCAGAGAGGUGUUAGUUAUGCCUAAAACCUCUGCAUCCUCUGACAACCCAUGGUUUGGACUGGCCAAAUUUGCCUGGUCAGGUUAUGUGUUAGAGUGUGCUAACUGUGGCGUCAUCUACCGAAGCAGACAGUACUGGAUAUGGAACCAAAACCCAGAGAGCAGUGUGAACCAAAACCCUGAGAGCAGCGUGGUGCGUUCUGAGGUCAAACAUGUUUGGGAGGGGUCGGACACCUUCCUCACCAACCACCAGAAUGCAGCUCAGAGAGUCCUGGAUGGGAUGAACUAUGUGAUCCAGUCAGUGUCGGAGUACAGCAGCGGACCAACCAAAACUGUAACAGCCUGGCUCACCGACCAGGUCGCGCCACUUUACUGGAGACCCAACACAGAGAUUAGGGCCUGUCAUGGCUGUCACAAAGUGUUUGAGGAGGCAGAGCGUAAGCACCACUGCCGGUCAUGUGGGGAGGGCUUCUGCCACCUGUGCUCCAGCUACAGGAUGCCAGUCCCAGAGAGGGGCUGGGGCAGCAGCCCUGUCAGGGUGUGUAUGGUCUGCUAUCAGCAGGGAGGACCACCUGAAACCAACAAUCAGGUAUGUAAAGUGGAGCCUCGUGGUCUCAUCACUCGCAGGGUGGCAGAGGUGGCUCAGUCUACGUUGGACAUGGUCAGCACCGUUGUGGACUAUCCUCUCUGCUUUGUAAAGGACGUAGCGCGACCAGACUACUGGGUUCCAGACCAGGACAUCACUCAGUGCCAUCAGUGCUGCAAAGUCUUUACCCCAGUUAUGUCCAAGCACCACUGCAGGGCCUGUGGUCAGGGUGUGUGCGGCCCCUGCUCCACACACAUCAAGCCUGUCCCCUCCAGAGGGUGGGACCACCCUGUGCGUGUGUGUGACAGCUGCAAAAACCAAACCGAUGGUCUCUAAACUUAAAAUCUCGGAUGGAUCUGAAGGUAUGACAACGGAUGCCGGCCACGUGUUCUUUACCUUUUCGGCGUUUUUUUCUACUAUCCUGCUUCGUUUAGUAGACAAUAUGGUGGUCUUCACUUUACUUCGGGUUCCAACACACUGAAGCCCUCCACAAAGUGACCUGUGGUAUCAAACAAUGAACCAACUGGAAAUUUUCUGCGAGACUAUUUUGAACAUGUUUUUUCAAACACGACGGUGACUUUAGAGUACCUUCUCGUUCUUUCAUGAGCAAGCUUGUUUUUAGCUCACCAGACAUCUAACUGGAAGAAAGGUAAGGAUGGAGGGCCAGUACAGUUUAGUCACUGCAAAUAAUGUUUAUGCAUAACAGACUGGACACGUUCAAAUGUCCAGCUUGAUUUUGGUCCGUUUUAUAUGUUUAAAGUAAAUAAACGAGGUUGAAUUGUCUUA
This is a messenger RNA of Nerophis ophidion (straightnose pipefish), 2569 nucleotides long. Its product is annotated as zinc finger FYVE domain-containing protein 1. Gene Ontology annotation, molecular function: metal ion binding. Lineage: Eukaryota; Metazoa; Chordata; Actinopteri; Syngnathiformes; Syngnathidae. The coding region runs from base 128 to 2119 and encodes 663 amino acids. The transcript has 12 exons. The record is from RefSeq and is a predicted model, not a curated record.